UCUUUGUCCGCGCCCUGGCUUGCACAGUAGUAAGUAAUACUCGGUGCUGCGUCCGGUGGCUUGCCCUUGAUAUCUCAAUUUGACCCUGGCGUCUGACAGUCGAAGGUAUGUCACUACUGACCGUCUGGAGCCACAUUGGAGCUCGUUCCGUAACUGCCCGACUCAUUGAAGCCAUCGAUGGCUAGUCAGAUAUCGUCCUCCCACUUGUUGUUUAUCAGCGCGGGGGCUCGCCGCCCCACGAACCAUGGAGACCACGUCAUGGUCGACAAUACAUAAUGGAAGGUGGACUUAUGCCUUUGAGACUUUCUCCGUCGUAGAAAGGUUUGCUGUGGCUGUUCCUUGAGCAUUGACGACGAUAUCAAUAGCGCUAUAUCCACCGACUUGUAUCAAUACGCUUCUGCUUUGCUUCCUACACGUAGUGGGUGCGCAGUACAAAAUCCUCCAAAAUGGCACCGCAAUUGGCCUGGUUCGGCCUAGGUAAUAUGGGCAGGGGCAUGUGCAAGAAUCUAGUCGAGAAAGGCAACCUUUCAAACCCUCUGAUCAUCUACAACCGCACGACGAAGCGGGCCGAAGAGCUCUCUGAGAAGAUUGGCAAUUCAACCGUGUCCACCUCAAUCCGAGAUGCAGUCUCCAAGGCAGACAUAAUACUCUACUGUGUGGGAGAUGACGCUGCGGUUCUGACAAUGGUUGAAGAGAUGCUCAAGACGGAUGUGAAGGGCAAAGUCUUGGUGGACUGUAGCACUGUUCAUCCCGAUACAACAAGCAAAGAAGCCAAGAUGAUUGAAGAAAAAGGUGCCAGUUUCGUGGCCUGCCCCGUCUUCGGUGCUCCUGCGAUGGCUGACUCGGGACAACUCGUGUGCGUGCUGGCUGGAAAGGCGGACGCGGUUGAAAAGGUGAAACCAUACUGCAAGGGUGUCAUGGGUCGAGAGAACAUCGACUUCUCCGGUCAAGAGCCUCGCAAGGCCACUUUACUGAAAGUGAUCGGCAAUACCUUUGUCGUGAACAUGGUAGAGGCUUUGUCCGAAGGUCACGUUGUGGCCGAAAAGACUGGCCUUGGAGUGGAUGAGUUGCACAAACUCAUCGAGAUGAUGUUUCCGGGGCCAUAUACCGCUUACUCCAACCGAUUACGAAGUGGUGACUACUACAAACGUGAAGAGCCACUGUUCGCUGUUGACCUGGCACGGAAAGACGCCAGACAUGCAAUGGACCUGGCCAAAAGCGCCGGAUGUCAGAUGAAGAAUGUCGAGCUGGCAGACUCUUACUUGAAGGUGGUCAAAGAGACUCAAGGGGCCAAGGGUGACAUUGCCGGCAUUUAUGGCGCGAAGAGGUUAGAAAGUGGGCUGAAGUUUGAGAAUCAAUAGAAAGGUGCAUUGAAACAAAGGUUCUCCCAGUCAAAUUCAGAGACGUGCCUCAAGACAUCGGAUGUCUCUUUGAUCUCGAGAAUGCACAGGAAGACGGAAAAGGCGUUGCAGCACAUUGAAGAGAUAGAUUCUCUCAAAAACAAAAAAAAAUCCAGCAGACAACCUCGUGGAAUCUUGAAAAGCACAGCCUGAUGAGACUGCAUCUUGUCCCCUUCUUACAUACUCAACUUCACCCAACGUCAACAAGCCGAACCGCCCACUACUUUCCUCAGCCUUUCGAUCGCCCCACUCAGACUCCAGGCCUUAUUUCGGCUGUGUCUAGUAACCACGAUCGUUCUACGGAGUAUGUCCUCCACGGUCUUCGCAGAUUUACCAGAUAUUGUGCGAGUAGCACUCGCAUGGCAUCCCAAGAACCUUGGCUGGCCUAAAAGUCGUUCUCUCAGCUGUUUGUCUGUCUCUGGCUUGGUACUCGUACCGACAUGUGAAGCCGUGUGAGCUGUGCAGUACUCCGUACAGUCCGUCCCGACUCCCCCUUAUCCGAAGUUCUUUGUUCUCAGAUCCGAACUCAACAUAACCAGAAACAACCGCCUACUGAGCGUGCGGCCGGUGGGUACGUAUCCUGCAAGGCAUGCCGGCAAGAAGGUCUCGCGAAAGGAGUUGCAGGGCAUUACACUCUCUCCCACUUUCCCAGAGAAUCUGUUGAUUUGGGGUCUUUGGGAAAUCUUUUCCGAACCCACCACGCUCUCUUCAACAGGUCCAUCUUCAUGGGCCCGACGGGCUGGCUCUCUUUGCCUUGGGCUUCGACUUCAUUUCCGUUCUACUCCGUGCCUGGCCUAUGGGAUUGGAACAGCGGAUUCUGGUUUGAC
Exophiala xenobiotica is the source of this 2227-nucleotide messenger RNA. RefSeq lists its product as uncharacterized. The transcript is spliced from 2 exons. Bases 447 to 1361 code for a protein of 304 amino acids. Gene Ontology annotation, molecular function: NAD binding; oxidoreductase activity, acting on the CH-OH group of donors, NAD or NADP as acceptor; NADP binding. NCBI's taxonomy places the organism in Eukaryota, Fungi, Ascomycota, Eurotiomycetes, Chaetothyriales, Herpotrichiellaceae. The record is from RefSeq and is a predicted model, not a curated record.